This is a messenger RNA of Cherax quadricarinatus, 7435 nucleotides long. It is a transcript of the gene hyx, whose product is annotated as cell division cycle 73 hyrax. Lineage: Eukaryota; Metazoa; Arthropoda; Malacostraca; Decapoda; Parastacidae. The record is from RefSeq and is a predicted model, not a curated record. Gene Ontology annotation, cellular component: Cdc73/Paf1 complex. Gene Ontology annotation, biological process: transcription elongation by RNA polymerase II; positive regulation of transcription elongation by RNA polymerase II. Gene Ontology annotation, molecular function: RNA polymerase II complex binding.
ACCUAAAUAAACUUACAUAUUUAUUAUCUUAUCUCUUAGUGAGAGGAAAAGUUGUAGCUGAGUGAGUGUUUUCAACAUGGCCGACCCCCUCAGUAUCCUCCGCCAGUACAAUGUUAACAAAAAGGAGAUCAUUACUAAGGGAGACAACAUCAUCUUCGGGGAGUUCUCUUGGCCCAAGACAGUGAAGACUAAUUACUUGGUUUAUGGCUCUGGUAAAGAUGGGGCUCCCAAGGACUACUACACAUUGGAAUGUCUGCUCUUCCUUCUCAAGCAUGUCAGCCUUACACAUCCAUCGUAUGUGCGAAAGGCCGCUGCUGAGAAUAUUCCUGUGGUACGUCGUCCAGAUCGUAAAGAACUUUUGGCAUACCUCAAUGGAGAAACAUCAACAGCUACAGCUAUUGAUAAAUCAGCACCUUUGGAAAUUCCCACACAGGUAAAACGAACGGUAGAAGAUGCGUCAGACAUUACAGCCAAGAAGCCACGUUAUGAUGACAGUGAUGUACAGAAAAUUAAAGAACAUCUUGCUCUUCGCUUUGAUGCACCAAAAAAGUCUUCUAUUGUCAGCAAUAUUGAUAGGUCUUUGUCUGAAGCAAUGUCAAUUGAGAAAAUUGCUGCCAUUAAAGCAAAACGUUUGGCUGUUAAGAGAACAAUGAUCAAAGAGGAUGAUGAUGACAUAUAUGGCCUUGGAACAGACCUGCGCGGCAUGCUAGAGUUUGACAUUGAUGUCACCAAAGACAUUACCACAAAGGAACGUCAGUGGAGAACUAGAACAACCAUUCUUCAGAGUUCUGGCAAGCAAUUUGCAACAAGUAUAAUGGGACUUCUUAAGUCAAUCAAGGCCCGUGAAGACGGUCGUCUAAGAACAACGACAACAAAUCCUGUGCCAACACCAAUUUCAAGAUUACCACAACAGCCAGCUGGUUAUUCUCGAUAUGACCAGGAAAGGUUUAAGGGAAAAGAAGAAACGGAAGGCUUCAAAAUUGAUACAAUGCGUACCUAUCACGGUCUGUCAUUGAAGAGUGUGACAGAGGGUAGCCAGAGUCACAAGAUGGCCCCACAGCCAGAUCUAACCCCCCAGACUAAGCCAAUACCUGGUCAGCAAAUGAAGAAACCAUCACGUACACCCAUUAUAAUUGUUCCCAAUUCUCCAACGUCGUUAAUCACAAUGCUUAAUGCUAAGGAUCUCCUUCAAGAUAUGAAAUUUGUCACCUCUGAAGAGAAGCGACAACAAGGCACCAAACGUGAAACAGAGAUUCUUAUUCAGCGUCCCAAAGCUGGAGGUCUCACUGUACCAUAUCGUGUCACAGAUAAUCCAUCCAAACUGAACUAUGCAGAAUGGGACCGUGUUGUUGCUGUAUUUGCCAUGGGACCAGCAUGGCAGUUCAAAGGAUGGCCUCAUGAUGGCAAUCCAGUAGAGAUCUUUAAUAGAAUUUGUGCUUUUCACAUCAAGUAUGAAGAAAUAAAAUUAGAUAACAACAUAGCAAAGUGGGCCGUGCAUAUUAUCAACUUGAGCCGUGUUCGUCGACAUUUAGACAGAGCUAGAUUCUUGGAGUUUUGGGAAAAAUUAGACAGAUACAUACAGUUGAAGAAACCACACCUGCGGUCUUAAGCAGCACUGUGUGGUUUAUAUUGUUCAACAAGUCUCAUCUGAGGUGGUAGUGACUGCUGGAUGGGGCUGCCUCUCACAGCCAUCAUGUUGGAGCUGCACCUAUAAGUGAACAAUGUUCUUAUCAGCUGUCACACUUAUUUCUAAAUAUAGUAGGAAAGAUUGUUUUCUUAAACUUGUGUCACCAUUUUAUUUAUAUGUACAUGUUUUGAUAUUUCAUGCAAAUUUUAUAAUACUGUGUAUUAAAAAUACACAGUUUUUUUUCCAAGCUUGUUGCAAGCAUUGAGUACCAAUAAGAAGGCUAGAAAACUCAGUUCAUCGUCAAGUAUCCAUGACCGUAGUUUAAUAAAUAUGAAGAGCUUAUGUUAUUUUUUUUUUUAAAUGCAAGGCCCACCUCCAAGAAACAUUUAUGUAGAUCUGGUUAUACUAUCUGGUUGUUUCUCCAUGGAGAAAUGGAAAAAGUAUUCUUCCUUCAUAAGCCAUGCAUGUCAUAAGAGGCAACUAAAAUGCCAGGAGCCAGGGGCUAGUAAUCCCUUUCUGUAUAACGUACUAAAUUUAAAAAGAAAAUUUUUGUUUUACCUUUUAGGUCGCCCUGCCUCGGUGGGAUACGACCUGUGUGUUGAAAAAAAAAAUCUGGUUACCUUUGUUAUAAGAAGAGCUUAUUGGUAAAGCAACAAGGGAUUUUUUUAUUUAACAUUUACCACACAUCACUGAAUUACAGAAGUUUAUGUUAUAUAUGGUGGUGGACAUGUUAUAUAUGGUGGUUCGGACAUGUAGAGAGAAUGGAGCGAAACAGAAUGACUUCAAGAGUGUAUCAGUCUGUAGUGGAAGGAAGGCGGGGUAGGGGUCGGCCUAGGAAGGGUUGGAGGGAGGGGGUAAAGGAGGUUUUGUGUGCGAGGGGCUUGGACUUCCAGCAGGCAUGCUUGAGCGUGUUUGAUAGGAGUGAAUGGAGACAAAUGGUUUUUAAUACUUGACGUGCUGUUGGAGUGUGAGCAAAGUAACAUUUAUGAAGGGAUUCAGGGAAACCGGCAGGCCGGACUUGAGUCCUGGAGAUGGGAAGUACAGUGCCUGCACUCUGAAGGAGGGGUGUUAAUGUUGCAGUUUAAAAACUGUAGUGUAAAGCACCCUUCUGGCAAGACAGUGAUGGAGUGAAUGAUGGUGAAAGUUUUUCUUUUUCGGGCCACCCUGCCUUGGUGGGAAUCGGCCGGUGUGAUAAUAAAAAAAAAAAUAAAUUCAGUACCAUUCUUGAGAUGAACAUUAUGUAAGCAAGAAUGUUCUGCAGUCUAUUACUACCAGUCAAAAAAUAAACUUAAGACAAUUUAAUUCUAUUUUUGCUUCAUGUUCAGUAAAAUUUUGCUUAACGUGACAGUAACAUUCCUGAUAGCCCUCGUGUUUGGUUUGAUAAAUUCCUUAAGUGUAUAAUAUAGGAAAUACAGGGUUGAGUUCCAGAAAAUCUUAAAAUUAAUACCUAAAACAAAUGACUGUAAUUUUUAAAUACAGUAAUAUGCAGUUUAUAUCCAUUCUUGUGGCUGAGUAGUGUAGCGAAUGUUAUUUAUUAAUGUCUGGGUAAUUAGUACAGUAAACCCUCAUUAAAUUGGGGAUAUGUUCAUGAAAAUUAGCACAUUAUGUAAAUUAGUGUUAUGUAUAUUAAAGAACAUAUGGGAAAAAUAAGUUCUAGGAAAGAUACCCAGGUGUUGCACAUGUCUUUUUCAUCAGCUUGAUGGCAUUAUUUAAUUACUGAUUUAAUUAAUACUUAGUAUCUCCUACUGAUGUAGGGUGACCCCAAAAAAACAAAGAAAACACAUUCACCAUAACUCAUUCAAUAGCUGUCUUGUAAGAAGUGCAGACAGACACAUCACAGUUCAAUUGGAUCCUCGAACUGUAACAUCCCCACCCCUUCCUACAAAUUCAGGCACUUCCCACCUCCGGGACUCAAGUCCAGCUAAUGCAUUACCCCUGAAUUCCUUCAUAAGUGUUGCCCUGUUCACACACACACUAACAUCAUUUCAAGCUAUGAAAACCACUUGUUUCCACCUUUAUACAAAUUUUUACAGGUUUAGUUAUUUAAGAAAAAUGCACUUUUUUCAGUCUCAUUUAGACAGAGUUGUGCUAUGUAGUGUCACUUUAUAAGAGGUAUCAUAUUAUUGAUGGUAUACAAUACUGACAAGUUGAUGAAUAAGACACAUUGGCAACACUUGGGUAUCUUUAUUGCCAAAAUGUUUUGCCUGCAUAACAGACUUCAUCAGUCCAGUACAGGUGAACACAGCACUGGAAGUGAUAGAAGUAGUUUUGAAAAGAUGAGUGUGUCACUCUUGGUAGGAAGUGGUCAGUCCCUCAAACCUUGAGGGACUGAUCACCUCCCACAAACAGUGACUGACAGUUCACAUCAAAACUUCUACUACUGCUUCCAGUGCUAUAUUCACUUGUAUUCAACUGAGGAAGCCUGUUGUGUAGGCAAAAUAUGUCGGCAAUAAAAAUACCCAAGUGUUGCAACUGUGUUUUAUUCAUCAAUUGUAUAAGAGAGUUUACCAUAUAUGUGAACUCCUGAUGAUUGGGUACUCGAUAUAUUUGAGACCAUCUUGUGAAUAUGUGCACAAUGUUCAAAACAUUUUGUACUGACAAUGUUCAUCUCAUCACUAUUAACCCGUAAACUGUCCAAACGUAUAUAUACGUUUUUUCAACAUUUGAAAGUAUGUAAAAAAAAGUAGAUCUUCUUUUUGUUUUUUUACAUUAGAAAAUGUGUAAAAAAAACUUUGAUCUACUUUUGUAGCACUACACAUGUGAACGUAGAUCUGCUUGGACUGUUUACGGGUUAAUACAUGUAGACAUGUCUUCCUAUAAUUUUCAUAUCCAUUGUGAAUGUACAUUUUCAAAGAUUUUACUACACAAUUUAUCUGGCAUAUUUAAUAUAAUCAUGUAAACCAUAUAUCAUCUGUAGAAUGCUUACAGAUUCCCAUAACGUGUCUGUCAUGUUGAGCUGCAGAUGUGCUGAUAAUUUAAUAUCCGGUCACUAGCAAUAUCUGCAAAAUUCUGUACACAUAAAAAAUGUUUGCAAACAUAAGAAUAUCAGUGAGGAACUUCUGCAAAGGCUUGUCCUAAACACACUUCACCUCAUUUGUGCAACCCAUUUUUCAGUAAAGAUUGUACAGGUAUGUAGCAUCGUGACUAAUAAAAUAAAGUGAAACUUAAAAAAAAAAAAUAAAGGAUCAUCAAAGCAUCAUGACUGAUGCCUGAGUGAAGGACAGUGAUCCAUGAAAUAAUGUGAGAACUAUGCCCUGUCACUGAAGGAACAAAAAACAAUAAUGGAUAUUAUCACAAUGUAUACAGGAGGGGCCCCGUUCGUAUGGUUCUAAGAAGGUUCACAAUCCCAACCGUUUAGCGAAAAUCUCUGGCAAGUGGAAAAGAGCUAUUUUUCAUUUUCAAAUGCAUCUAAAACUCCUGAUAAUGUGUUUACACUCUCAUAUAAUAAGUGCUCAAUGCAGCUAGGCAUAAAAAAAAAGACAAUGAAAAAUUAUACAUAGUAUAUACAUUACUUAAAAUAUGGUGCCGGUUGUCUUUUCCUUACAUGACUGUUGUACGAAAACAGCAAUAAUGGCAGAAAAGUGGUAAAAGCAUCAAACAUAAUGAACACUGCUCAACUGAAAACCAACAAAAACUUGGGACACCCAAUAAACAAAAAAAGAAGUGGUACGAGCUGAGCAAUGACAAAGUGGGAGCAGACUUCCUACAGCAGUUUAAAAAUAGAUAUGGCAAAUAAAUAUUUCACUUCAGUAAGUUGAAGUUUAAGAGGUGGGACCUAGAACUAGAGUUUACCAUAACAAAUUCAAAUAGAUAAACACAAAUACAGCAGGGAAUUACACUUUCACAUUCAUUGUAAAUGUAUGUAUCUUCAAGUCGUAUACAGCACCAUAUUCAUGGAAAACAUCUAGCUUUCAAAGGUUUGUUUUGCAUGUGUAAAAAUAAUCAUCUCUAGUUAUUUUCCUUAUUAUUGUCACAGUUUUGUUUUAUUUUGACUCCCUGUAUCACAAACAACCUUCUUGGAUACAAUGGUUAAUAUUAGUAUAAUGUAGAAAAGUGAGAUGGCCAUGAAAAUAUUUGUCAUUGGUAGAGAAGUGUAAGUUCUUCAAGAAAUGCUGGCCACCAGCUGACUGGUAGGUAGCAGAGGACAGCAAAUAAAGUUGCAGGCCAAGUGGGUGAAACUUGAUUUUUUCAAAUUUCCAUUGCGAUCUGAAAAACAAAAAUCGCUGAGGAAAUUUUGGAAAAUAUUAGAAAUUGUCUUAAAAAAUAUGCCCACCAGAGAAAAAUGCUAAACAAGUCUUUACUGUAUGGAUUUGUUUGUAUUUGCUUGAUAAGCUCUCAGUGUAACAUGUUAAUAAUAGUGUGUAAUAAAUGUCUAUGCUUUCUGCAUGGCACAUCAAAAGAGAGGUGUAUGUGUACUCUCUCUCUAAUAUGUGACAGGGAAAUUUUUCUCAUAUGAUCUUUCUAAUGGCAGGGAAAAUGCAAGAUUAAAUGGAUCAAUAAAGGUUAUUCCAUGGUUGUUUCAAGGUUUGCUACAGAAGAAAGUGGGUAAAUUAAGUUUACUCAGAUUAGUCUCAGUUUUUGUAUUUCCAGAACUUAAGAAGUUGUUUGCUAAUAAUUUACUGAGAGUUUAUGAUAUAUAACCUGUUUGUGCUGUACUUGAAAUUCACAUUUUUAGCCAUGUGAAAGUCCAAGUUAAUGUAAACAUGUUGCUGUCCAAGGUUACUAAUGAUUGAGAAACUGGCAGACCUCACUUUAAAAAUUCAUCAAUGAGGAGCUGUAACACUGUAUUUGAAGACAAAUAGCAAUUAUGAGGGGCUUUAACAACAUUGCAAGGUCAAGAACAAUUAUGAGGAGCAUAAACAUUUUUUUUCAAGACUAAGAGCAAAUAUGAGCCCUGGAUUGCCAUCAGUUCGACAUUACCUUGUGGAGAGACAUUGGUGAGGGUGUUUAUUGUAGUGUUAUGAUUUUAUUUGUGCAUAUAAUUGUUACAGUUGUACUAUGAUUGUAAAAUAAGAGGCCUACCAGUAAAGAAGAAAAAAGAAAUGUAUUGAAAAUAAUUUAUGGGAAACAUAUCCAGAUUGUAUUUAUGUUAAUAUAAUGGUGCUUAAGUAACCUUGAAUCAAUUAAGUUCCAUGCAGUUUUACUGUAAAACUGAUUUACCAUAAUACAGAAAUGAAUAAUUAAGUCUUACUUAAUUUAGUGACUUUAAAAAAAAAAGUGGGAGCAAGGGGCUAGUAACCUCUUCUCCUGUAUAUAUUACUAAAUGUAAAAGGAGAAACUUUCGUUUUUCCUUUUGGGCCACCCCAUCUCGGUGGGAUACGGCCAGUGUGUUGAAAGAAAGAAAAAAAAAAGUCAAGUUUCUUGGAGGUGAGAAUGAUAGAAAAUUUCAUUUCUGUAUUCUGUUUGAUCACUGUCUGGGCUUGCAUUUGUUGCUGUAUUCUGCAGUGAGAUAAGUGGAGAAAAGCUUCAGUCAAGAGCAAAAUCAUGAUUAUAUAUGAUUAGAAGCUGCUUCCACAAACUGCAUAUUUAAUUUUUUGUAGUAGAAGCAUAUCAUUAUCUAUUAUGGUGUGUUUAUUGUGGGACAAAACAUGAACUGUUAUAAUACAUUUUACCAGAAUUUUGACUUUAAUGAGCUUCAGAUUGGCAGCUGGAAGUUCUAAUUGUUAACAGUGCAGUGGUGCCCCAGUUUAUUAUUUUGAAGAUGGAAAGUUCAAGAAUAUGUAAAUAGUUUUAUAGGAUAUACAGUUUUGAUUUAGCAAGUUGUCCAACAUAUUGUAAUUAAACAAAAUAAAAAAGACUAUGUGACAA